CAGACUGAAUAAAGUGCGCGCACUAGUUUAUGCCCGCGUAUCAAGCGCGCUCCAUAUAGGCUAUCUCUGGCGGAUGAACUUAUGUUGUGCGUGCCGCGGCUCUUGUCACUCAUUCGCUGCUGCUCGGAGCGCAUUCUGUGUCAACGGCUGAGGACCGAUUCAUGAUAUCACAUCAACCUGAAACAGGGACAAAGCGUCGUAGUCAUUUAGAUAAUAACUGAACCAACUCUCUCUACCUAUUCUACACGGAGCGUACCUUGGGAAGCGAUUGCAAUGCUUCAGAUAAGGGAUCUCAUUUGGACAUUGCUUUUCUUUGGUUAUGCAGCUGCCUUGCAAGUGGAAAUCACUCCGGCCCAGGGAGAGGUCAGCGUGGGAGAGUCCAAAUUCUUUUUGUGUGAAGUUACUGGAGAUGCUAAGGAAAUAGACUGGUUUGCACCCAGUGGGGAGAAGCUCCAGCCAGGCAGACCAGACAUCAGCAUCAGCAAGAAUGAUGAGUCCUCGUCGACGCUCACAAUCUACAAUGCCAACGUCGACCAUGCAGGCAUGUACAAGUGUGUGGCGAAAAACGGCGACGAGGAAUCUGAGGGCACUGUCAUCGUAAAAAUAUUCCAGAAACUCACUUUCCAAAAUGCUCCAACGCCUCAAGAGUUCAACGAGGGCGAUGAGGCUGACAUCGUCUGUGAUGUCAUCAGCUCGCCGCCCCCAACAAUCAUCUGGAAGUUUAAAAAGACCAGAAUCCAGCCUGAGACUGAUGUCCGUUUCAAGGUCUUAAGCAACAACCACCUCCAGAUCCGCGGCAUCAAAAAGACAGAUGAGGGUGACUACACCUGCGAGGGCCGCAUCAUGGCCCGGGGAGAAAUCGACCUCAGGGUCAUCAAGGUCAUUGUCAACGUUCUGCCAAGUAUCAGGACCCGCUACACUGAGCUCAAUGCCACUGCAGACAUCAACCAGUCCGUGACGUUGGCCUGUUAUGCAGAUGGCUACCCAGAACCCACCGUCACGUGGGCACGAGGUAAUAUCGUGCUGGAAUCAGAUGGAAAGUACAGUCUGAAUGAAGAUGGGUCGGAGUUGACCAUCAAGGACGUCACUAAGCUUGAUGAAGGAGAUUACCAGUGCAUCGCUAGAAAUAAGGCCGGAGAGAGGAGCAAGGAAGUCUCACUCAAUGUGUUUGUACAACCCAAGAUCACAUUUCUAGAAAACCAGACAGCGUCAGAAUUGGAGGAGCAGAUCACACUAACUUGCGAGGCCACAGGUGACCCCACGCCCAACAUCAUCUGGAGCUUCGGUCGCCGAGUCUUCACCGAGAAUGAGCAGGCUUCAUGGACUCGACCUGAGAAACACAAGAGUCUGGAUGGUAACGUGAUCGUUCGCAGUGAUGCCCGUGUGUCCUCUCUGACUCUGAAAUACGUGCAGUUCACCGAUGCCGGCCAGUACCUCUGCACUGCACGCAACUCCAUUGGUCAGGACAUCCAGAGCAUGUACCUGGAAGUGCGCUAUGCUCCAAAGAUCCAAGGCCCUGCGGCAGUGUUCACCUGGGAGGGUAAUCCGGCUAACAUCACCUGCGAGGCCCUCGCUCACCCAGGCGCCUCCGUUUCGUGGUUCCGUGACGGCCAGCUGUUGCCUAGUGCUAAUACCACCAACGUCAAGAUCUACAACACUCCUGCUGCCAGCUUUCUAGAGGUCACUCCGGAGUCCCAGAACGACUUUGGCAGUUACAACUGUACGGCUACCAAUGUCAUUGGCACAGAGUCCAAGGAAUUCAUUUUGGUUCAAGCAGAUGUGCCUUCGGCCCCCUCUAUCGAGCGUGUGCUGCCUUAUUCCAGCACAGCAAUGGUGGAGUUUGAUGAGCCUGCCUCCAGUGGAGGAGUGCCUAUCCUCAAGUACAAGGCUGAAUGGAGGAUAGCAGGCCAAGACUGGACUGACAGAGAGUAUGAAGUUGGGGAUGGUCUCAGCUCGAUCACCAUUGGUGGGCUGAAGCCAGAGACCACGUAUGAGGUCAAGAUGUCUGCCAUCAACGGCAAGGGUGCAGGAGAAAGCAGCCCUCCUGAGAGCUUUAAAACCCAACCUGUCCGGCCCCCUUUCAAAAUGUCUUCAGAGACUCCAACUUCCAUUCCUCCAACCACUGCCGACCUUAAAGGGGAACCUACUCCUCCUAAACUGGAGGUUAAGCCACUGUCCACAGGCAACGAGAUGAAGGUCCAAUGGAUCAAGCAGGACGAUGGGGGCUCUCCCAUCAAACACUAUCUAGUGCGCUACAGAGCUGUGAAUAUGAUUGGACAUGAGAAGAAUCGCCAGGACUGGAAGCCGGAGAUCCGUGUGCCCAACGGCAGUGAGUACGUUAUUCUGCGAGGUCUGGACUGGAACACGGAGUACGAGGUCUACGUCAUUGCCGAAAACCAGAGAGGACGAUCUGACCCCGGCAAACUCUCCUUCAGGACCUUGCCAGAACCCACCGCCAUCCCAGAAGAAAGUAAGUCGCACACAGGUUUGAAACAACACGAAGAAACCAGCUCAGGGUUGAGCACUGGAGCUAUCGUGGGCAUCCUUAUGGUGGUCUUCAUCCUGCUCCUCUUCGGCGUGGACGUCACAUGCUACUUCCUCAACAAGUGUGGGCUUCUCAUGUGCAUCGCCGUCAACUUCUGUGGCAAGUCUGGGCCCUCGGCCAAAGGGAAGGAUAUCGAGGAGGGAAAAGCCGCUUUCACUAAGGAUGACUCUAAGGAGCCCAUUGUGGAGGUAAGGACUGAGGAGGAACACACACCAAACCAUGAAGGAGGAGGACCCACCGAACCUAAUGAGACCACCCCUCUGACCGACCCUGAGCACGCUGCUGACACCACAGCAACAGUAGUGGACUUGCUUCCCUCUGUAACCACUAACUCAGACCCCGGCACUGACAGUCCUGCUAGCGAUAGCACCACCCUUACCUCAAGCACCGCCCCUGUGGCCGACCCUAAAAUGGCCCCAAAAGUCACCCCCCAAUCCAGCACCCCCAAACCUAGCGUCACCUCUCCCACCUCCCCACAAGCUGCUCCUGCAGCCGUGGCCCCUCUGGUUGACCUGAGCAAUACGCCCUCAAACCAGACCUCAAAGUCCUUAGAUGCCCCCCAACCGUCUGAUUCAAUCCCUGCAAAUCUAGCCAAAGCCGAUUGCCAGAGCCCGGCCAGUGUGCCCCAAAGUAAGGACUCUCAGGUACAGGGAGGAGCUCACCAGACCACAGAUAGUGACCUUGCCAAGGAUGCGCUGGCCAAGCCCUCCAGCGACUCCUCCAGCGCACCGUCCGCACCCAACCAGGACGAUGGAAAAAUCGGUGUGGAAGACAAAAGUAAAGCCCCGGAGACGGAGGUAAACAAAACCCCGGCGGAGGUGAAGACAGUCCCUAAUGAAGCCCCCCAGGCGAACGGCAACGAGAGCAAAGCAUGAUCCGGAACCGACGAGCGCUCGACAGUCGCAGACCACCACCAUCCCAUCUGAAACACAAGGCUUUCUUUCUUCAGUGUCUUUGAGUUCGCCGAGCAAAACACAUCUGUAGAUGUAUAGAGCACCUAAUGAGCUCGCGCACAUGCCUUUUAUUUUUUUAUAAAUGUUUCAUUUCUUUCACCAACGCACGAAGGAAAGAUUCUUUACCUCUAGCGCAGUCUCCUUGACCUCUGUAAGAUCAGUGUCUUUCAAACACACUCAACGUUUUUUCGAGGAAGUUCAGUAUGAGAAAUACAGUAGAUUUUGCCUUUACACAUUCCGCCGUUUCAAUUAUGUCCCGUUUUAUUACAUGCAGUAUUGCCAUUAUAUUAUUGUCUACCACAUAUGAAUUUCUGGGGAACAUUUUUGAUGUUUUGUGUUUAAAUAAUGUACAAAAGCCACUGCUUUUUUAUUUUAGUUUUCACAUUAUUUUUUGAGAGUUAGCGAUAGAGUUUUAGCAUGCUUGCUUUGCAGAAUUAUUUUUCUAUGUCUAAUUAUUAUUUUUAUUCUUAUUUUAUCCCAACCCUGAAGUGUUUACAGCAUUUUACAAGGAUAUCCCUCAUUGACAUGCCAUUUGCUUCAAACCCGACACAAACGAUCACGCAGGGUAGAGGUCGGAACUAGCGGUUAGAGUUCUACUAUACAAAACACCACUACUACUUUUUCCCCGUUUUAUAUUUUCUUUUAUAUUACAACACAUCCGCUACCUUAAGAGUUUCUUCUUUACUUGAGUUCUUUAACAGAGGAUUGAGAGUCAGUCUUCUGAUCCUCACUUAAAAACCUCCCACAAAUCCUCGAAUACAGAGAAUACAGUUCAAGCGUCGCUGUUGUGGCCUAACGAAAACAUCAGGUGCACAUGUGUGCGAAACGCUCGUGGGACGUCCCACAUGAUGUCUGCCUGUUGUUCCUUUGCCCAUAUAAUUGAUAGAUGUUGCAUUAGAAUGAAGCCCUGCAUCUUUGCUACUGAUGAAAAUGCAAAUGUUUGUCGGUUUUUCAUGUCUUCGAUGGCCAAAUUAUUGUUUGACUUUUUAUUUAAGCCAUAGUACACCGGUGUGGAUCGUAGCAUAAACAAUAUUCAGCCUUCCUUUUUUUUUUUUUUCUGUACAGUGUUUCUCAAUCUUUAGGCUGCAAGCUUGUGCACUGUGAAUGCGUGAAAAUCCUAGUGUGUGAAUACAGUGUGUUCUUUGUACUAGAAUCGAAAAAAAAAAAAAGAGUUUCCAUAGGUUGUGAAAGCCGUAGCUGUUAGUUUAAACGAUGUUCAUCAUGAUAAGAAUCAAAAAAAAGAUGUUAAAAAAAACAACAAAACAAUGAUGGCAGCAGAAGUGGAAUACGGACACAAAAGGAGUUGGUGCCUUCAGUAAAACCAUCCCCUCGUAUGCAGGCCCCAUGCUCUGUGACAACAUGCCCCAGAUCUGUAAACUGUGAAAAUAUUAGUUUUCUUUCUUGAUCAAAUGUGUCGUCACUUGGUCUUUUGGGUCUGAGGGUGUAAAUGGAUCGUGGUUUUCUUAAAAUCUCAACAACAUGCCUCUAUUUAACUGAUGCAAAAUAAUACCUAUAUAUAUAUAUAUAUAUAUACAUAUAUAAAUAUAUUCACACAGAAAACUGCCUCGAUGCAUUUCGUCUCAUAGGUGCCUGAGGGUUGCCUGCUCACCCGCCAUUUAGUUACAAAAUCUCUUGUUCAUCCCGUUUGGUCAAAUGCCUUGUCAGUGACAUCUAUUUUUUAAACCUGAAAUAAGCAUGCGAUGUAUUCUAAACUAGAUGUCAUUGGUGUUACGGUUACGAAUUGAAUUGUCAAAGGCUUGUACAUUUAUCUGAAUGUCGGUGAACUUUUGUCAUUCGUACGUUCGCUGUUCUCACUUUUGCUUUUACAAGACGAGCAGGAAGUGGAGAUAACUUUCAUUAUUGAGUCUUUAAACAUUAUGCUACUUGAAUGUACGUUUUGAGUUCUUUUAAGCGUUCGGUAUGUAGUAAUAUUAAUAAUGAAAGUUGUUUUAAAGUGUUUCCAGCAGGAUUCUGGUCUAAUAAGCAUCUGAGAGGCUUGUAGAAUCUGUACCGGGAGGCACACGAGCUCUGAAAAACAAGCUUUUGAUUCAUACUGCCAUUUAAUGUGGGACCAAUUUGUUUGUACACAGAUAGCCACGCGACCGUGCCAUCUUGCCACUUUUUAAAGACAAAAGUCUGUUCAAACGAUUGUUUCCAAAGCAUGUAAGGCUUGUCAUCUGUGCAGAUUAAAGGGAUAGUUCACCCAAAAAUGAAAAUUCUGUCAUUAAUCACUCUCCUUCAUGUCGUUCCAAACCCGUAACACCUUCAUUCAUCAUAAGAACACAAACCGAGAUAUUUUUGAUGAAAUCUGAGAGCUCUCUGACCCUCCAUAGACAGCGAGGUAAAUACCAUGGUCAAGGCACAGAAAAAAAAUAGUUACCUUGCUGUCUAUGGGAGGGUCAGAAAGGCCUCAGAUUUCAUCAAAAAUAUCUUAUAUUGUGUUGUGAAGAUGAAAGAAGGUCUUACGGGUUUGGAACACCAUGAGGGAGAGUGAUUAAUGACAGAAUUUAAAUUUUGCGGGGAACUGUCCCUUUAAGCCUGUGUGGGGUUUAAUGGUUUCUCUCAUCAUUUCAUUUUCAUCUCAGACCUUUAUAAGACAUCUGUCACUUCAUACCAUAGUGGGAGGCCCUUCUCACAGUUGCAUACAGAUUUUAACAGAUCAAAUGUCACUUCCACCCCCCUGCCACUGCUGUAAAUACUAACCGACAACAAAAUCUGACUUCAUUCUGUCAAAAAAAAUUCUUGUGUUCAAUAAAAUGAGAAAAAUA
Messenger RNA from Carassius auratus (goldfish), 6266 nucleotides. RefSeq names its product neural cell adhesion molecule 1-like. The coding region runs from base 274 to 3420 and encodes 1048 amino acids. Gene Ontology annotation, cellular component: membrane. The transcript is spliced from 24 exons. Gene Ontology annotation, biological process: cell adhesion. NCBI's taxonomy places the organism in Eukaryota, Metazoa, Chordata, Actinopteri, Cypriniformes, Cyprinidae. Gene Ontology annotation, molecular function: protein binding. The record is from RefSeq and is a predicted model, not a curated record.